Trichoderma gamsii is the source of this 894-nucleotide messenger RNA. RefSeq lists its product as hypothetical. Gene Ontology annotation, cellular component: cytosol. The record is from RefSeq and is a predicted model, not a curated record. Gene Ontology annotation, molecular function: oxidoreductase activity. Lineage: Eukaryota; Fungi; Ascomycota; Sordariomycetes; Hypocreales; Hypocreaceae. Bases 1 to 894 code for a protein of 297 amino acids. The transcript has 2 exons.
AUGGCUGGCUACGACGGACCUUAUCAAGGCAACGAGAUGUUUAAAUCAUUCACCAAGACUUGGCAUACCAAGCCUUACCCUGCAAUCCUGCCCUCCCGAGCUGAGCUCAGUGCUGCUGGAAAGACUGUCUUCAUUACGGGGGGUGGUAGCGGUAUUGGCAAGGCUACUGCUAUUGCCUUCUCAGAAGCCGGUGCUAGAGUCAUCGCCAUUUUCGGGCGCCGAAUUGAGAUACUACAGUCAGCUGCUGAAGAAAUCUCUAGGGCCAACCCCAAAGGAACUACCACCGUGGUUUUUGAAAGUGCCGAUGUUAGCCAGCGUGAUGCGUUGGAGGCUGCCUUCGCCAGCGCUAUCCACAAGGCUGGCGGCGGCAAGAUUGACGUCUUUGUCAAUAACGCUGGAAUCCUCAAGCCACGAGCCCCUCUCGCGAAUUACGGCGAGAAGGAAAUGCGCGAGAGUAUUGAGGGCAACAUAGUUGGUUCGUUCAACGCGAUCCAGACAAUGGUACCCUUGUUGGCGCCCAAAGCCAAAGUUUUGAAUAUCUCCUCAGGCAUUGCACAUAUCAAUCCGCUUGCUGGAUAUUGGCCAUAUGCAUCCUUCAAACUUGCAAUCAUCAAGAUGUUCGACUUCCUACAGGCUGAGCAUCCAAAUCUUAGCGUUUUUAACGUUCAACCUGGCGUUGUUACAACUGAUCUUAACGAAAUUUCCGGCUUUCCAGGCCAAGACGACGCUGCACUUCCAGGCUGCUUCCACGUUUGGCUUGCGUCCCCUGAAGCCGAAUUCUUGAAGGGAAGGUUCGUUUGGGUUAACUGGGACGUGGAUGAACUGAAGGCUCAUGCCAAGGAGAUUGAAGAAUCAAUGCUAUUGAAAGUGAUAUUGAACGGCGUGCCAAUGUGA